AUGGAAAUGGAAGCACCCAACACUGGCAUGAACGAUGCUUGCCGAUUGACAAAUGACAAGGCCGUCGCGACAUGGAAGAAUGGUGGGAGAUCAAAGGUGAAAGGCUGGAUUUGGUUAGACAACUUAAUGAUAUUACGGACUAUCAGAAACCGCGAGCAGAAAGCAGUCAUGAAACUUCAAAAAGGAAGUGAGAGAGAACAACAACUUAGCUACAUGAAGUCAAAACCAAGACUUGUUGUAAUGUCUCUUAAGGAUAUCGAGUUUCUCUGCGAGAUCGGUUACAGGGGAGGGCUGAAGAUGUACUUUGAUGUCUGA
Oldenlandia corymbosa var. corymbosa is the source of this 315-nucleotide messenger RNA. Lineage: Eukaryota; Viridiplantae; Streptophyta; Magnoliopsida; Gentianales; Rubiaceae. The record is from the annotation of a GenBank genome assembly.